GGAUCCAGCAGUUCUGGAGCAUAGCACUGAGCAUCAACAGCCUGCUCUGAACCAGCUUUACAACCCCUUUGAUGAAGGCAGAGGGCACAAUCGUGCUCCUAUAAUGACCACUCCCCUGCCCCCAGCUCAGCCACCAGAGCAACCCGUUGUGCCUUCAGUAUGUCAGAACCCCCGGAGUCCGAUGGAGCACCGUUCAUAUGGAACCCAGAAGCCCACGACAAUGCUCACGGCUGACCUGCUGAGGCAGCAGGAAGAGCUGGAGAGGAAAGCAGCUGAGUUAGACCAAAAGGAGCGAGAGCUACAGAAUGCAGCCAUCUCAUCCAGCACAUCCCUGAAUAAUUGGCCUCCACUGCCUUCCUUCUGCCCAGUGAAACCAUGCUUCUAUCAUGACAUCAAGGCAGACAUUCCCUGUGAUUUCCAGAAGACUGUCAGCGUGAUGUAUUACCUGUGGAUGUUAACUUCAGUUGUUCUCUUCCUCAAUCUCCUGAGCAGUCUGGCCUGGUUCACCGUUAAUACGGAAGCUGGAACACACUUUGGCCUUUCUAUCCUCUGGCUGCUUCUCUUCACGCCCUGCUCCUUUGUGUGUUGGUACAGACCGUUGUACAAGGCAUUCAGGGCUGACAGCUCCUUCAAUUUCUUCUCCUUCUUCUUUGUUUUCUUUGUCCAAGACAUCGUGUUUGUUUUGCAGACAGUGGGCAUUCCAGGCUUGGGAUUCUGUGGCUGGAUUUCUUCACUGUCUGCGUUGAAACUCAGUGUGGGAGUGGGAGUCGUCAUGAUGAUGGUCUCGAUCCUGUUCACAGCCUGUGCAGCACUGGGGGUCGUGAUGUUGAAACGGGUCCACUCCCUUUACCGAAGGACUGGUGCCAGCUUCCAGAAGGCACAAGAGGAGUUGGCAGCCGGGGUCAUGUCGAACCCAGCCAUGCGGAACGCGGCUGGGGCUGCUGCUGGAGCAGCAGCACAAAAUGCCUUUCAACGUAACUGACAACAUGAAGGAGCCACAUUGCCUCCUCUUUCACCAGGCCGUUCCCUCCUCUGCCUCCCUCCCCACCCCAUUCCCUCCUCUGCCUUCGCUUCAGCUAUUCAUGGACAAGAGGACACGAAACAUUCAUACAGGCUUCAUGGCCAAUCACAAUAACUUCCUAUUGGUUAGCCAGUCAGAAGCUGGGAUUGUUGCUGAGGUUAAAGGUCGUGCCAAAUGAUUGACAGUGCAUCAUGGGUUUUAUUGUAUAUUUUUUGUUCUGGAUUAGUUAAUAAAGGGAAGCAACUGUGUAUGUUUGUUGCUCCAAAACUUAUGGUUUAAA
This is a messenger RNA of Rhincodon typus (whale shark), 1301 nucleotides long. RefSeq names its product secretory carrier membrane protein 3 (gene scamp3). Gene Ontology annotation, cellular component: recycling endosome membrane; trans-Golgi network membrane. NCBI's taxonomy places the organism in Eukaryota, Metazoa, Chordata, Chondrichthyes, Orectolobiformes, Rhincodontidae. The transcript is spliced from 8 exons. The record is from RefSeq and is a predicted model, not a curated record. The coding region runs from base 104 to 982 and encodes 292 amino acids. Gene Ontology annotation, biological process: protein transport.